AUGAGAGCUUUAACCAAGCCUCCAUCAUGGGAGGAUCAAUAUGGAAGACCGGCCGUCGAGGACGGGACGCUGGAGGAGAUCGAGGACGAGGUGCGCCACAAGAAGACCACGCGCAAGAGGAGGAGGGAGCGGGACCCGGAGGCCCCCGGCCCCUCCUCCUCCUCCUGCUCCUCCCGGAGCGGCCUCCGGGGGGGCCAGGAUGAGGAGGGGAAGAGGCACCGCAGGAGGGGGCGCCCCCCGGUGGAGCGGCUGUCCCCCAACCCGGCCCCCCUCACCAAGAAGAUGAGGAGGAUCGUGGACGCCGUCAUCAAGUACAAAGACAGCGCCAGCGGCCGGCAGCUGAGCGAGGUGUUCAUCCAGCUGCCGUCGCGUAAGGAGCUGCCCGAGUACUACGAGCUGAUCCGCAGGCCUGUGGACUUCAGGAAGAUCAAGGACCGGUACCGAGGCCACCGGUACCGCAGCCUGGCCGACCUGGAGCGGGACGUCAUGCUGCUCUUCCAGAACGCCCAGACCUUCAACCUGGAGGGCUCCCUGAUCUACGAGGACUCCAUCGUGCUCCAGUCGGUGUUCACCAGCCUGAGGCAGAAGAUCGAGAGGGAAGAGGAGAGCGAGGGGGAGGAGAGCGAGGAAGAGGAGGACGAGCAAGAGGAAGGCUCCGAGACAGAGUCCCGCCCAGUGAAGGUAAAGAUCCGCCUCGGUCGUCGGGAGAAGGCGGGCGAGCGAGGAAAGGGCCGCAGCCGGAGGUCCGGCCGCAUCCGAGCCAAGCCCGUCGUCAGCGAUGACGACACAGAGGAGGAGCAGGAGGAGGAGCCUUCCCCAAGUGCCUCAGCGGAGGAGUCCUAAACCACGACUUUCACAAAGUUAAACUUCAC
Molecule: messenger RNA, 872 nt
Organism: Gadus chalcogrammus (walleye pollock)
Lineage: Eukaryota; Metazoa; Chordata; Actinopteri; Gadiformes; Gadidae
Product: transcription activator BRG1-like
Exons: 7
Coding region: 1-843 (280 amino acids)
Biological process (GO): chromatin remodeling
Cellular component (GO): RSC-type complex
Molecular function (GO): protein binding
Source: RefSeq, a predicted model, not a curated record